Gongylonema pulchrum is the source of this 189-nucleotide messenger RNA. NCBI's taxonomy places the organism in Eukaryota, Metazoa, Nematoda, Chromadorea, Rhabditida, Gongylonematidae. The record is from the annotation of a GenBank genome assembly.
AUGGCUGCUGCAGAUGUGGUUGCUCAAAUCGAACAGGGCUAUAAGAAGCUUCAGGAGGCGAGCGAUUGCCAUUCAUUGUUGAAGAAACAUUUGAGUAAAGAAGUGGUCGACGAGCUAAAGAACAAAAAGACGAAACUUGGUGCCACACUUCUGGAUGUAAUCCAGUCCGGUCGGUUGUCAAUGUUUUGA